Messenger RNA from Coregonus clupeaformis (lake whitefish), 1871 nucleotides. Its product is annotated as apoptosis-enhancing nuclease. Gene Ontology annotation, molecular function: nucleic acid binding; 3'-5'-RNA exonuclease activity. NCBI's taxonomy places the organism in Eukaryota, Metazoa, Chordata, Actinopteri, Salmoniformes, Salmonidae. Bases 72 to 1208 code for a protein of 378 amino acids. Gene Ontology annotation, cellular component: nucleus. The record is from RefSeq and is a predicted model, not a curated record. The transcript is spliced from 4 exons.
AGUAAACUGCCUGGGCAUGUUCAGUCGAGUGUUCGGGACGGGUGGACGUGUCAGCAGAGAUGUGAUACUACAUGGAAAGAGAAAUGUCUGAAACAUGGACUUCAAUUGGAAGUAAAACCCAUCGCAAUUCUUGGGGACUUCUCAACAACUCCAGAUAUUUAUCCCGGAAAGCCAUGCUCCUCAGUGCUGUGGAGAACGCCAGAGCACGGAAGAAGCAUCAAAAGAAGAAUAACAUCUCCAAUAAGAGAAAAAGGACAGAGGAAAACAAUGAAACGCAGGACACUAUCCAAAGAGUAAAAAAUAUAAAAUUACCUGAGAAUGACACGUGUCUAGAAGUUGAUAGCACUCUAAAACCCACAGACUCAUGGACUCAUGUUGCUAAAUUUGGACUGCCAUUGCCCCCUACAGUAGAGAGUUUGCCAAUAGCUGCUUCUGGGGACAACAGCAUAGCCAACCAGCAGACUUCAAAAGGCACAAAGCUGGUUGGGGCCACUCUGAGUGAACGAUGGGAGGUGGACAGUGGAUUUGUGUCUGAGGCCAGCCCUCCAACUAGUGGACGUAGUUCUCCCUGCCACACAAUGAGCCCAACCACCGUGGUGGCCAUGGACUGCGAGAUGGUUGGUACAGGGCCGGGCGGGCGCACUAGUGAAUUGGCACGCUGCAGCCUGGUGGAUUACCAUGGCAACGUCCUGUACGAUAAGUACAUCCGUCCGUGCCAGGCUGUGACUGACUACAGGACCCGUUGGAGUGGCAUCCAGAGGCACCAUUUACAGAACGCUCUGCCCUUCCCCAAGGCUAGGACAGAGAUACUACGAAUACUGGAUGGGAAAGUGGUGAUCGGUCACGCUCUGUACAAUGACUUCCAGGCCUUGGACUUCACCCACCCAUGUCACAUGAUCAGGGACACAAGUGGUAUGCGUCUGCUCAGGCGACUGGCUGGCUUCCCCACAAAGCGCUGUGUCUCACUCAAGAUCCUGGCCAACAGCCUCCUAAACAGGAAAAUACAGGUUGGAAGGAGGGGCCACAGUUCAGUGGAGGACGCUCUCGCUUCCUUGGACCUGUAUAAACUCGUGGAGGGGGAGUGGGAACAGGAUAUGCAAGAGAGAAUGAGGGACCGAGACACAGGCACUCUCCCAGACCCCGCCACCUCAAACCACUACAUGCAGGACCAGUACUGGCCAGAGGACUUGACCAAUGACAGCCAUUGAGAGAAGCCUGUGUAGGAGGGUUGAUGGGGUAGAAGUAGGCCAGGGGUUUUAAGUAAAAUGGUCCCAAGUUGGCAAGGGUGAUACUAAAUUCAUCUGAUCAGCUAAUAUUGCACACAUACAUGCUGGGAGCCACAGUUUCCACAGGGGAUAAGGUCAUGGCAACACGUCAAGUCGCUCAAUGUCAAGAAUGGCAUCAGGAAAGGGAGUGAACUGUGAAAGGAAGGGGUAAAUGCAAUGACGAGGGAUUUAUUUUAAGGUAUUGCAGCCGUAUGUCUUUGUGUGUAUGUAGAGCAUGUCAAGUUUGACAUGGUUAACUUACUACUUGGAUAGUUAGAACAAUGGCUGGAAGUCUAUGGGUAUCUGCUAGCUUACUAGCACAUACCCAUAGACUUCCAGCCGUUGCGCUAACACUAGUUAGCAUUGGUUUGCAAAACUACCUAUAACUUCCUUCAUACUGGACAGAGACAUACAAUUUUUAUCUACGAGUUCAUCGGACUCUGGGGAAGUAGAUAAAAUCCAGAAGUAUCCCUUUAACUCACGAUUUGUUAAAACUUGCUUGCAUGAAAUUACACCAGUAUCUCCAGAUAAGUCGGCAGGUAGCUUAGUGGUUAAGAGCGUUGUGCCAGUAACCGAAAGGUCGCUGGUUCUAAUCCCCAAGCCGAC